AUGAACAAGUUCAAAAAACAAGAGCGUGAUGGCAAGGCAUUUGCAGACAUUGAUGAUGCAGAGUUAGGGAAAGCUCUUUUAGAGAGCAGUACGGAUACAGAUACAGACACAGACACAAGCAGCUCAACCACUUCGACGAACUCACGUAAUUGGUGGUAUAGAUGGUACAAGGCUAUCAUCGGAUUCUCAGCACUACUAUGCGCGACCAACCUCCUUACGUUUUGGAUCACAGCAUCGGCAAGACCACAAUGCCAAACUACAGAGUCAGUGGCAGAGCCUCCAAGCUUGACGCCAAUGCUUCGAGACUUGAAUCUCAAGACAAUACAUGUCAAGUUUGAUUCAACAUUCUAUAGCCAGGGGAGCCGCUAUCGUAAGCCCCCAUCGCCAGAGACCGAUGCUGCGUGGAACUAUGCAGGCGCCAACUUUGGGUACAUCCUCGUCCCUGAGGAACAAGCAAGCGAAUCAGAUUUGACAACAAAUAACAUUCAUUUUGCCGGUGGCGCUGAUCAAGCCUAUAUGAAAGGCUAUCCUGCCAAUGUUGAAGUAUUUCAUCAGAUACACUGCUUGAAUCUCAUUCGCAAGGCGACGUGGUAUAAUCAUGACUACUAUCGAAAGCUCGGAGCGGACGAGUUUCGGCACCCAGACAAAACCCUGUCUGUCCAUGUUGAUAGUCUACGCCAGCGACUCAUGUGCACCGCCGACGUUGGGCUGGUCCCCUUCUUCUGGGUUGGCGAUGACGGCGGAACAGAUCCUGAAUUCAGUCGGACGCACACCUGCCGCGAUUUCGAGACCCUACAUGGUUGGAUGAGGGAGCACAUGGUUACUCCGGACUCUAAUCGCACUCUACUUCCCAGGCCGGGAGAUUACAGAGUGGAUAGUUGGCACUGA
Trichoderma atroviride IMI 206040 is the source of this 888-nucleotide messenger RNA. The record is from RefSeq and is a predicted model, not a curated record. NCBI's taxonomy places the organism in Eukaryota, Fungi, Ascomycota, Sordariomycetes, Hypocreales, Hypocreaceae.